Molecule: messenger RNA, 2100 nt
Organism: Ostertagia ostertagi
Lineage: Eukaryota; Metazoa; Nematoda; Chromadorea; Rhabditida; Trichostrongylidae
Source: the annotation of a GenBank genome assembly
UUUAUUCCUCUGCGGUUCAAUAAACGACUACAUUGGCUGCCUGUACGGAUACAACAAGUGGCGAUCAGGACCAGCACCAAGGAUCUACAGGACUCAAGACAACAGCCGCUCAAGACUUCAGAGCAACUCGUAUGCAAUAUGCCGAAGUCAUCUGGAGAUGGAACAGCUUCUGCUCAUCCUGCACAGCUCGAGGUAGUACUUCAAACUAUGCUUCAACAGUUGCAAUUUCAGCAUGAAGAGAUGAAAAUGCUGUUCGCCUCGUUAGCGCCUACCAAGGAUGGCAUGGUGGAUAACCAGAAGCUGCUAUAUGACCAAUUGAACAAGGACGUAGAAAAGUUCGUAUAUGAUGAGGAGUCUGGAUAUACAUUUGACUACUGGUACAGAAGGUAUGGACAUAUUAUUGAAGCAUCAAGUAUUCCAGAAGAUAAAAAGAGAGAUUUUAUCUUGCUGAAACUUGAAGACAGCGCCUACCGUAAGUAUGCAGAUGAUGUUCUACCUUCACAACCGCACGAGAUCGAUUUCGCAACAACAGUGAGGAAACUUCAAAAAUUAUUUGCAUCCAAGAAAACGUUGAUACGUCGCCGAUACGAGUGUUUGAGGAUAUCAUGCCCAGCACUUACUUCGGACUACGUACCAUUCCGAGAUUAUGCGAACACGAUCAAAAGGAUGGAUGAAGAAGCUUCACUGAAGGAAAUGGAUUACACAGCACUGAAGACACUGCAGUUUGUGGCAGGACUUCAGGAUCCUUCUCUGCGAGAAGUACGUCUCAGAAUGCUUCGUCGACUCGAUACGCAAGCAGAAGACGCGCCAUUGACGAUUGAAGAUCUCGUUGCAGAAUGCGAAAAUUUCACUGCCCUGAAGAUGGAUAACGCAAAUAUGGGAACAAGCCACGAUGUUCAUGCCGUGCAGAAAAAGAAAGUGAAAUGUUUCAAAUGUGGAGGCCCACAUUACAGGAAUGUUUGUCCACUUCUCGCCAAUAUGCCAAAGAUGUCCAACCAGAUCCCGAAGAAACCCAGAAGGCAGCAUAAUCGUCGUAGGAGGAACCAGUGCAAAAACAUUGCAACUUUUGCCGCAGAGAAUGCAAGGACAUACAUCAAUGUUGAUACGGCAGAUGGAUCACCGAUGAAAAUCGAUGGAAGAUUUUCCACAGGCUUCUCCGUGAAGGACCGCACUACUGGAAAACAGUUCCGAGGAAAUGGUUAUUGCUACGUCACAGAGAGCACAAAUCUACUCGGUCUGGAAUGGUGUGUCCAACUCCCCGCUUACAAGGAGUUACAAGAGAAGUACCACUGCCGAAUGGUGAGCGAAGCGGAUACUAUCAGAAGUUCCUUAGUUGGCGACCUGAAGAAGCAGUACGCAGAAAUUUUCAAAUGCGAGCUGGGUCGAUGCAAGAAAAGGAAAGCGAAAACGCCAUGCACCUCAACUCCUGCACAGCUUUCACCAGCAGAACUGUUUCUUGGACGUCAAAUAAGAACUACGCUGACGUUACUGGAGGAAACAACCGAAGGUGGAAAAGGACCAAGAAAUGCAAAAAUGGAAACGCAAUUCAACCGUCAUCACGGAGCACGAGAAAGAUCGUACAAGAUCGGAGAACCAGUUUGGAUUCGAGACUACCGCCCUGGACACAAGCCAUGGAUUAUGGCACACGUGAAGAGUCGUGUUGGACGAGUUCUGUACGACGUUCUGACGGAACAAGGUCAACUGUGGAGAAGACAUGCGAAUCAGAUGCGGGCCAGACCAAAAGAAAAUGCCACUGAUGAGGAAAUACCAACAACUGAUGAACAUUUGUGGAGCGAAGAUCGAGAGCAUGGAUCGAAAGAAGCUCAACAUAAAGAAGAAGCGGAGACCACAGCCGAUUCUGAAAACGAUGCUUUGGAUCGUAUUGAAUCGACAGCAUUACCACGGACACCGGACAGAUGGAACCGACACCGAAACCGCCGUCCACCCGAGCGUCUUCAAGUGAAUCCAAAAAUGAAGACUUAUACUGAGACAUCAGCAUACGUACUGCAAAAGUCGGUGUUCGCCUUCAUCAUCUGUAUAGAGAAGUUCGAAGACGUGUAUAAUUGCAAGACUGAAAUCUUCUUUCAUUCUCAAUUUUAA